This is a messenger RNA of Centropristis striata (black sea bass), 1094 nucleotides long. It is a transcript of the gene cfap161, whose product is annotated as cilia and flagella associated protein 161. Bases 20 to 988 code for a protein of 322 amino acids. The transcript has 8 exons. Gene Ontology annotation, biological process: cilium assembly. Gene Ontology annotation, cellular component: motile cilium. NCBI's taxonomy places the organism in Eukaryota, Metazoa, Chordata, Actinopteri, Perciformes, Serranidae. The record is from RefSeq and is a predicted model, not a curated record.
AGAAACCAAAACACAAAUCAUGAUUAAGCUUCAUUUAGACGCAAACGCCAAAAGUAGGUUAAGGUAUUCAAUUGUAAGUACACAAAUAGAUGCCAGUAGUAUUACUAGAAUGGCUCAUGAGAAAACCUACCGGACAAAUGUGAGAAUCGGAAACUGGAAUGAGGACCUGUGCUUAGAAGAGGAUGCAAAGAAAGAGUAUCUGGAGAAAAAAGCCAGGGGUGAGCUUGCUGCCCAGAAAGUAGACUUCCUCAAACAAAACAUUUUGAGACCGGUAAAUCUCACUGUGAUAAAUGAUGGAAGACUGCACUUUGGGGAUGUUGUUAUGUUGGUGAACAUGGGAGGAGAAAAUAGGGAGUGCAGUGCAGUGAGCAUCAACACAGACAUUAACAGUUUGACGAAGAUUCCUUCGCCUGGCAUUCAAGCCCCAUGUGCUGUCAGUGCAGGAAGAGGUAUUCAGGCUUGUGCACGCACAGCCUUCAUCAUUACCAGUGUUGAUGGCAGUCCUGAAGGGUCAAUUCUGCAUUUUGAGCAAAGUUUUGCUCUGAAAACGACAAGUGGCUUUGCCAGUGGACUUUACUUGACGAGUGACCUGAAAAGUUUUCAAAAGUGUGCAAAAAAAUCCCGGCUGCAAGAAGUUAACUUGGAGAACAGCAGUUCCUUUCUGUCAUGGUGGAAGAUAACUCACUUUGACCCCCAGGAGAGGCUUGAAUUUGAGGGCCAGCCUGUUCCUGCUAAUGUGAGCGUGCUGAUUAUACACUGCAAGACAAACCAGGCUCUUGCUGUUCUGGGUGAUCACAUCCUUUGGACCACAUACGGCAAAGAGUAUGAGAUGACGGCUCACACCUUCCUGGACUCACACAAAGCCGAGCAGGAUAACAACCACUGGACAGUGUGCACCGCUGAUCCUUCAGGGAACGGGCUCGUACUUCUCAACCACUCACAGUCAGUGACCAACAAGGAGCUCACACAGGCCAACCCUGACAUGUAAAUCUAUCAGACACAGACACAGUUCACUCAUGCUUUUACAAAUAGGGCAGGCAGAUGGAUCAUCAUUAUCAAAACCUAAAAAAGAAUGUUUAAAUAAAAGUUGUGUU